AUGUGUGGUGAGAGGAAAGGCGAGUACACCCUGGGGAACUGUACGGUGAGGUGGACCUACAUCCUGGCUAUCAGCUGUGUCCUGGACUCUCUCAUCCUGGCCUUCCUAGCCUUCACACUGGGUAACAGACGGGACAAACCGCUGCCAGGUGACUUCGAGGUGGAAGGGAAAGGUGAGGGGACAAAAUUAGGAGAUAUUUGUUGCAUGAGGGAUUCAUUCAAAAAUAGCUAAGGGGUUUGGGGGGGGGGGGGGGGCAUGCUGCAUAGCACAUUUCCCUAGUGGAUAUGAAAGUAUACAAUUCCAUUUUAUUUUAUUAGGUGGGAAGAAGCAAAAAAAGGGGGUGUUGAUGCAGUUGUAA
Molecule: messenger RNA, 358 nt
Organism: Coregonus sp. 'balchen'
Lineage: Eukaryota; Metazoa; Chordata; Actinopteri; Salmoniformes; Salmonidae
Source: the annotation of a GenBank genome assembly